Messenger RNA from Botrytis cinerea B05.10, 1231 nucleotides. It is a transcript of the gene Bcutp23, whose product is annotated as Bcutp23. Bases 58 to 954 code for a protein of 298 amino acids. The record is from RefSeq and is a predicted model, not a curated record. The transcript has 3 exons. Lineage: Eukaryota; Fungi; Ascomycota; Leotiomycetes; Helotiales; Sclerotiniaceae. Gene Ontology annotation, molecular function: small ribosomal subunit rRNA binding. Gene Ontology annotation, cellular component: nucleolus; small-subunit processome.
GACAUUUUACCAAACUCAAUCAAUCGACCUUUAAAUUGUAUUGUCAAAUUCAAAAAUAUGAGAGGAAAAAGAGCGAAGCAAUAUAAAAAGCUCAUGCAGCAAUAUGGCAUGAGCUUUGGUUUCCGUGAAGCAUAUCAAGUACUCCUUGACGCAGACAUCAUUAAGGAUGCCGAUAGAUUUAAGAUGGACUUGGUUGGUGGUUUAGAGCGAACACUUCAUGGUCAAGUUAAGCCUAUGAUUACACAAUGCUCAAUGCGCCAUUUGUAUGCUGCUUCAUCAGAACCCGGAGUUUCCUAUCUCAUCGACAAAGCGAAAACCUACGAGCGACGCCGUUGCGGUCAUCUCCCAGAAGAUUAUCCCGAGCCUCUCUCUGCCCGUGAUUGCAUCAAAGCAGUCGUUGACGGCAAAAACAAUGGAACCAACAAACACAGAUACGUGGUAGCAAGCCAAGAUAUAGAAGUUAGAAAGGCAAUGAGGGCAAUUCAGGGCGUACCUUUGGUUUACAUUAACAGGAGUGUUAUGAUUAUGGAACCUAUGGCAGAAACAUCUACAGAGACAAGAGAUAGAGAAGAAAGGUCGAAAUUCAGACAAGGCAUUAAGUCAGGAAGAGCUUCAGGAAGCCUCAAGAGAAAGAGAACCGAAGGCGAUGAGGACGAUGACGAAGAAUCAGCAAAGAAAGAUAUGGGUGUACCAGAAGGCGCUGCGAGAAAGAAGAAAAAUGCACCAGGACCAAAAGGACCCAAUCCAUUAGCCAUGAAGAAGAAGAAGAAGGUUGAGGGAGGAAACACGAAGCCGAAUGCGUCUACCAAAGUGGCUGACGCGAAUGAUACGGGAGCGGAUGGUUCAGAACCUGUCAAACGUAAACGAAAACGUCUACACUCGAAGAAAAAGGCAGAGGAUGGAGCUGAUGGGGAGACAGCAAUUCCAAGUGAGAAAAUGGAUGAAACAGCUUAACAUACACAGGAAUAUCGAGCAGAAAGUCAUAUAUAAAUUAAUUACAACUUUAGAAUGAUACCCAAAGAAUUGGAACUGAGCUGUAUGAUUAUGGUUGUUAAAGUUGCAGAGAUAAAGACAUCGGGCAGCAUGAUGUUGCGAUUCCAAUUCGUCAUGUAGGUAGGUAGCAUUAGACCGACCCCCUGGAUUACAGAACAAAGAGAAUGGCCCCCAAAUUACAUAUCAAAUAAAGGUAAAGGCCAAAUCUAUUUAAAGCAUUACAAUAUAAUGAUUCUCA